This is a messenger RNA of Lachancea dasiensis, 1803 nucleotides long. NCBI's taxonomy places the organism in Eukaryota, Fungi, Ascomycota, Saccharomycetes, Saccharomycetales, Saccharomycetaceae. The record is from the annotation of a GenBank genome assembly.
AUGAACUAUGUAUAUCAAUACGCGCUACCGCCGGAGAUUACGUUGGGUCACUACCUUUUGUACAGACUCCGGCAACUAGGAGUCCGCACCAUCUUUGGCCUUCCUGCCGAAUUCAACAUGCCACUUCUCGAUAAAAUUUAUACAAUACCUCAAAUGAUAUGGGCUGGCAAUACAAACGAAUUGAACGCUGCUUAUGCCGCGGAUGGCUAUUCACGAAUAAAAAGGAUGGGCUGUCUGAUAACGACCUUCGGAGUGGGUGAGUUAUCCGCAAUAAACGGUAUUGCAGGUGCUUUUGCAGAACAUGUCGGUCUAGUUCACGUUGUUGGGAUGCCGCCAAUGUCAGCUCAAGUUAAGCAAUUACUUCUGCACCAUACUUUGGGCAAUGGUGAUUUCAAGGUCUUUCAUAGACUUGGAAGUGAUGUUGCUGAGUACACAGCAAUUUUGGAUGAUCUGGAGACGUUUGCCCAUGAGAUCGAUAAAUCGUUAAUCAUUGCAUUUACGCGCCAACGCCCGGUAUACCUUGGCAUUCCUUUGAAUAUGAUCGAUGUGCCGGUUAGUUCAUCGUUACUAAACAUACCUCUGGACCUCUCAGACUGUCCCCGGAACGAAGCGUUAGAAAACGAAUUUGCAGCUGCGGUUUUGAACGCCCUGUACAAAAGCCAAAGUCCGGCCAUAAUAGUGGACGCGUGUGUCUCGCGGCACGAUCUUAUAGAAGAAACUAAGCAGCUUGUUGAAGCUACCCGAUUUCCAGUAUUUUGUACUCCAAUGGGAAAAGGGGCCUUAGAUGAGCAACAUCAGCGCUUUGGAGGUACUUUUGUAGGAUCUAUGUCCUCCCCUGAGGUUCGUGAGGUUGUAGACUUUAGUGAUUUCAUACUAGUUGUGGGCGCCUUACUAUCUGAUUUCAGCACCAGCUCCUUCCACUUCAGUUACAAAGCAAAGAAUACUGUUUUACUGUUUUCAAACUGCGCGAGGCUGAAAAAUGCAACAUAUCCCGAUCUGGAGCUCAAAGUGGCGAUGGAAGUACUGUUGGCUAAAUUGAACCCUUCUUUGGUUCAAUAUCGGCCACAGAAGGUUCUGGACGUCAUCAAACCAAAGCUAAGACUGAUGAAUAAUGUUCCUUUGCGGCAAGAAUGGGUGUGGAGUCAAAUAACUCGCUGGUUCAAGCCUGGUGAUAUUGUUAUUACUGAAACGGGUACUUCUGCCUUUGGGAUCAAUCAGAGUAGGUUCCCGAAUCGAACACGAUGUAUAUCGCAAGCACUUUGGGGUUCCGUUGGUUAUUCCGUUGGGGCUUGUUUAGGAGCUUCUUUCGCUGCAAGGGAAGAGGGUAGCGAUCCGAGAGUCAUAUUGUUCGUUGGUGAUGGUGCCCUGCAAUUGACCGUCCAAGAAAUCUCUACCAUGAUUCGAUGGGGGCUUAAGCCCAUAAUAUUUUUGAUGAAUAAUAGCGGCUACACCAUUGACAGACUUUUGCACAAAAAAUCCAACGCCGGUUAUCACGAUAUCCAAGCAUGGGACAACCUUAAGAUUCUUUCCACCUUUGGGGCAUCUAACAGUGAUGCUAGAAAAGUAAAAACCGUUGGUGACUUCUUGGCUCUAAUAGACGACCCUGAUUUCGCAGUAAAUGACAAGAUCAAGAUGUGCGAGGUUGUUUUGCCUCCCAUGGAUGCUCCUCCUGCUCUAAUGGAUAAAUUGCUAGUACAAGAACGAAGCGAAAGCGAAGAAGCUGAUCAAGUGGAAAGUGGAUCUCUUCGGAUUGGUGGGGACGGAAAUUCUUUCAAACGCAUAAAACUAAGUGAUAGGCCCUAG